Onychomys torridus (southern grasshopper mouse) is the source of this 474-nucleotide messenger RNA. It is a transcript of the gene Tmem239, whose product is annotated as transmembrane protein 239. Bases 25 to 474 code for a protein of 149 amino acids. The record is from RefSeq and is a predicted model, not a curated record. Lineage: Eukaryota; Metazoa; Chordata; Mammalia; Rodentia; Cricetidae. The transcript has a single exon.
CUGUCCACAGGUGCACCAACCGUGAUGCAGCAGCCACGAGUAGAGACGGAUAUCAUCGGGGCUGGCGAGGGGCCCCAGCGGGCAGUGCCCUGGUCAGCCUGGGUCACCCGUCAGGAGUGGGUGCGCUGGUGGGCAUGCCACAUGCCCCGGAGCUGGUCCCAGUGGUGGAAUACAUCAGGCUGGCGGCAACCACUACAGCGUAUGCUAUGGGGUCUGGAGGGGACACUCUACCUGCUGCUGGCACUGAUGCUGUGUCACGCACUCUUCACCACUGGCUCCCACCUGCUGAGCUCCCUGUGGCCUGUGGUGGCUGCCAUGUGGAGCCACCUGCUGCCCGCUGUCUUGCUGCUGGUGCUCAGUGCCCUGCCCGCUCUGCUCUUCGCUGCCUCCUUCCUGCUGCUCUUCUCCACAUUGCUGAGCCUCGUGGGCCUCCUUACCUCCAUGACUCACCCAGGCUAUGCUCAGGACCAAUAG